This is a messenger RNA of Cuscuta europaea, 2904 nucleotides long. NCBI's taxonomy places the organism in Eukaryota, Viridiplantae, Streptophyta, Magnoliopsida, Solanales, Convolvulaceae. The record is from the annotation of a GenBank genome assembly.
UCCCACGCGGUCAUCCUUUUUUUUUUUUUCUCUGUUUCUUUCCCACGCGGUCAAAGAAGAAGAGGUAGCACAAUUCACAAACAAUCAAAAUGGUUAAUCUUUUGAGGACUAAAAAGGACUGUCUCAAGCUUUUAUUAGCCCCGAGACAGGGGCCCACACUAUGCCCCUACGCCACAUGUUAUUCGACAGCUCGAAAUUAACUUCAACUUUCUUGUCCUCAGACUUGUCUUUUUCUUCCCCUUCCCCUAUCAUGCGGCCGACACUCCGUCCGGCGAGCCGUAGUUUUUAACGCCGUUUUAACGGCGAUCAUGCUUGGCUUUAUGUGCUUUCCCUCAUCAUUAUUGAUUUCCAUUCCUCCCUUUUUCACCCUUCUUCCUGCGUUACUUUUAAGGCUCAUUUAUAGCCGCCCGAUCAAUAUCUAUCUCCUAAAGCUAAUCUCUUAGCAUCUCAGCUCUGCAGCCUAUCUAUAUCCUACUGAAUCUUUGUUAUAUUCUGCCUCUGGAAUGGAAUACUAGAUUUCUUGUUUCUAUUAGAGGUCAUUAAUCAUCGUCACGCCGCAAUUAGGUCAAAAGAUCCGAUUUUUCUUGUCCAUUUCUUGACCAGCGACGGACAUGUCUGGACCUCUGGAUCGGCUUGCAAGGCCUUGCUUUGAGGGCUCUUCCGGAAGUGAUGAGAGAAGAGAAAGAAGAUCUGAUGUUGAGAACUCCGAGGAUGACAGGAAAACAAGAAUCGGUUCCUUCAAAAAGAAAGCACUGCAUGCAUCAACAAAAUUCAAACACUCUCUCAAGAAGAAGAGCAGCAGAAGGAAGAGUGAUGGGCGAGUCAGCUCUGUCUCAAUCGAAGAUAUUCGAGAUGCCGAUGAACUCCAGGCCGUUGAUGCAUUUAGGCAAGCUUUGAUUUUGGAUGAAUUGCUUCCAGAGCAGCAUGAUGAUUAUUAUAUGAUGUUAAGGUUUUUGAAAGCAAGGAAAUUUGACAGUGAGAAAGCCAAGAGUAUGUGGGCUGAUAUGAUUCAGUGGAGAAGGGAAUUCGGUGCUGAUAAUAUCAUUCAGGAAUUUGAAUUUAAAGAGCUGGAUGAAGUUUUGAACUAUUACCCUCAAGGUUACCAUGGCAUUGAUAAAGAGGGAAGGCCAGUAUAUAUUGAAAGGUUAGGGAAAGUUGAUCCUAACAAACUUAUGCAAGUCACGACUCUAGACCGAUAUGUAAAAUAUCAUGUAAGAGAGUUUGAGAAGUGCUUUGCCAUUAAGUUUCCUGCUUGCACAAUUGCUGCAAAAAGACACAUCGAUUCAAGCACUACAAUUUUGGAUGUUCAAGGCGUGGGGUUGAAAAACUUUAACAAGAGUGCUAGAGAGCUCAUUAUGCGUCUUCAAAAAAUUGACGGGGAUAAUUAUCCUGAAACACUCCAUCAAAUGUUCAUCAUCAAUGCUGGUCCUGGAUUUAGGAUGCUAUGGAGUACUAUAAAGAGCUUUCUAGAUCCCAAGACUACUUCCAAGAUCCAUGUUCUUGGGAACAAGUACUUGAACAAGCUGCUUGAAUUAAUAGAUGCUAGUGAGCUGCCUGAGUUUCUAGGUGGUACCUGCACUUGUGCAGAUGAGGGAGGGUGUCUUCGUUCUGAUAAAGGGCCUUGGAAGAACCCUCAUAUACUGAAGAUGGUUGGUGAAGCACGUCGUUGUAAACAGAUUGUUAAAGUUUUGAACAGUGAAGGAAAGGUGGUUUAUGCAAAACCUCGCUACCCAAUGGUAAAAUUUAGUGACACGUCUACAGCUGAAUCGGGAUCUGAAGCUGACGAAAUUGCUUCACCAAAAGCUUUCAAAAAUUAUCCACAUCUUCGUUUAACUCCUGUUCGCGAAGAGAAACAGGCAAAGACCAUUGGGCCAAUUAAUCAUCCUAACAAAUCGCUAGCAUAUGAUGAAUAUGUUCCUAUAGUUGACAAGGCUGUUGAUUCUGGAUGGAAGAAGCAAGAAGCUUUUAAAAACCCAAGCUCUCCUAAAGGGAUACCUCCACUGCCUGACUCUGAAAAGACAACAGAAGGACUUUUCACUAGGGUUUUAUUUGCUAUAUUGGCUUACUUCACAACCAUCUUUAUGUUCAUGCAUUCCUUUGCGUUCCGUGUAACCAAGAAACUCCCAGAUGCAUCAUCCUCUAUGCCAAACUACCAAGCUGAUGCUUCUGAAAAGGAACCCAUUCAGCCUCCUCCCGUGACAAUGCCAACACCAACAGAAACUGAAUUACUCUCCACUGUACUGAAGCGGUUGGGUCAGCUUGAGGAAAGAGUCAACACUCUUCAAGAAAAGCCGUCUGAGAUGCCUUAUGAAAAAGAGGAGUUGUUGAAUGCAGCCGUCUGCCGAGUGGAUGCAUUAGAAGCUGAGUUAAUUGCAACAAAAAAGGCUUUGUAUGAAGCUUUGAUGAGGCAAGAAGAACUUCUUGCCUACAUUGACAGACAAGAAGAAGCCAAGUUUCGUAAAAAGAAGUUUUGCAUGUAAGGUCCAUCCUUGGUGGUGAAGCUUCCUUCCGUACCGCGAGCACUGUUUGUUGAGGUUCAUGUAUUCUUAACCCUGGAUAUGCCGUGAUGUGUUUGUAAACAAACAAAUGUAUACACCACCUUUCAUUUAUGUUGAAUGAACGCUAUUGCAAAACCUAAAAGAUGAUAGGAAAUGUACUGAGCUAAGAUUUGUUGGCUUUUCAAAGUGCCUUCAUGUUUUGUGCUUGUCUGCCUCAAACUAUCAAACCUCGUUGCAAGUGUUUGUAUUUUGCAACUAAUUGGAUUAUUCACCUUAAAUCCGGGGAGGUGUAGUGUGUGGCUUGGGUAGGUCUCUAGUUAGAGACUGACCGUGAGAGAAAAUAUUUCCCUCAACUAAAACUACUAAAGAUUACAUUUUAGCAAUGUGCCAAUGGGGUACUGCUUAA